AUGAAUAAAAAAACUCACGAUCAAAAUCUCAUUUCAAAUGCUCAGAAUGUCAUUUCUCGCCCCAAAAAAAUAGCGAUAAUUGGUGAAGGGGUCAUUGGAUGUUCUACAGCCCUACAAAUCGCGGAAUCUCUACCAAAAGCUCAGGUUUUUUUCUGAUUUUUUAAAGUUUGGACCGAAAUUCUAAUGAAAAAGCUAUUCAGAUCACGAUAUUCCACGAUAAUCCUUUCGAAAAAUCGUGCAGCGCUGGCCCUGCCGGCCUUUUCCGGAUCGAUGAUGAGAAAUACAGGUUUUUGUCCUUUUUAUAAUAUUUAAGGUAUAAUUUUUCAAGGGAGUACGGUAGAGAAACAUUCUCCUGGUUAGCCAAACUUCAUCGAGAGAAAAAAGGAAGCGAAACUGGGGUCAAACUUCUUUCCGGUCAUAUUCAAUCGGACUCUAGAGAAAGGUUGGAGCAACAGGUUUGAAAAAAAUUUUUCAAGCGUCCUGGUCGCAUUUGGAAUGGCUCAGAAUGCUUUAAAGUAUUCCGAUACCUUUUUUCUCCAGAAGUUUCAGACUGGAAGCACUUUAAAGCUACCGCUUCACAUAAUUCUUGCUUUGAGCCUUCCCAAAUGCGGCAAGGCAAUUUUGAAAUGAACGAAAAAUCCAAAUUCUGUUCAGGAAAGAGCAUACGGCGAUAUCGUGUACAAUUUUCGUUGGCUGACUGAUCGAGAACGUACAGAUUUGUUCCAGAAUUCUUCGAAGUAAGUUCAUUAAAUUUGCAAGAAAAAUCUAAAAAUAAAAUAUAAAAAAAUUUGGAAAACUGAAGGAAUUCAAUCAAAAGUUUUCAAAAAAGAUUAAAAAUCAAAGCUUUAUCUUGGAAUUUCAAGGUUUUAAGAUUUUUUCCAAAAAAGAGCUAUUCAAUGUGAUUUCCAAGCACAAGAUUUUAUCCAAUCAAGUGGUCACUAAAGGACACUCUUCACCAUUUAAGAGGCCACUUAACUUGUUAAUUUUUAAUACCUUGAGUAAGCCAUAAAAGGGGAUUAUUUGAUCAUUUUUAUAUAAAUUUUUCUUCAAGAAAAAAUCCAGCUCCAUUCAGAUACUGCAUUCACUAUACGGCCUACGCAUCUGAAGGAAAUUUGUACGUCCCUUAUUUGAAGAAGCUGCUGAUCAAUCUUGGCGUCAAGUUUGAACAGAGGAAGAUUGAAAGCCUCGAACAGGUUUUUUUCAGAAGUUGAUACAUUUAUCGCAGGAUUAUGAUUCAGUUAGGUGAAGAGAGUUUCGAUGCGGUUGUCAAUUGCGCUGGUUUGGUGGCCGGAAAACUGGCCGGCGAUGAUGAUUCAGUUUUCCCCAUUCGAGGCGUUGUUUUUUUGAGGUAUUUUUGUUAUUUUUUUAUAUUUUUAUUCCUUAUCAAGAACUUUCUGGAUAGCUGAAGCUUCUCAACUUUCAGGAAGCUUUUUGACGAGAAAACUUCGAUUUUAAAAAAAUUUGAAGAUGGGAUCAAAUUUGAAAAAAAGAGGUUCUUUGGACCCUAAAAAUUCAUUGAAAAAGUGAAUUUUUUCCAGUUUACUAUUUUUUGCUUCAUUUUGAGACAUGUUUCUUUUUUCUAGUUGAAUCAGUUGAUCAUGAAAAAUCUUAAAAGUUUGAAAAGUCUGGGAUUUUUCAGGUCGACGCUCCUUGGCACAAGCACUUCCUCUACCGCGACUUUUCAACCUUUUCAAUUCCAAAGUUGGUAUUCUUAUAGUCCGUUUUCCGCGACUUGAAAGGGCAGGACUUCUCUGCGCCCUCCUUAUCUCUCGACGUCUCUCUCAUGUUUACUUGCUGCUUCACUAUUUCUCUGUCCUCGCCGGUGAGGGAGCAGAGAGACGCAGACAAGCGAAAAGUCUCGAGUCGCGGUGGACAGACUAUACGAAAUUCUGGAAAUAUUUCAUUCCUUUCCGGUUUGAAAGAAAAUCUGACUAUCUGCACUCUCUUCCUUCCAGUGGUUCUCUCGCUUUUGAGAGAAAGAGAGAGCGCAGACAGUCAGAAAGCUUCAAGUCGCAGCAAAUAAAUAAAGUAUCGAAAAAUAGUUCAUUUUCCAGAACUGAUUGUGUAGUCCUGGGGUCAGUGAAACAGGAAGGUCGUUACGAGACUGAAAUAACGGACGAAGAUCGUCAGGACAUUUUAAAGCGAUAUAUUGAGCUUCACCCAGCUAUGAAGGUUGGAAAUAGUUUUUUUUUUCCGUGAUUUCAUUUUUAGGAGCCAAAAAUCCUACGCGAAUGGCUUGGAUUGAGGCCUUUUCGAAAGGAGAUUAGAAUUGAAGCUGUUGAGAAGACAACGAAAAGUGGAAAACCAUACACGGUAGGCUUUCUUUUCAGAGGUUUAUGAUAAAGAAAGAUAAAAUUUUUGGAUGGAAAAGUCAUGAAAUGAGAUUUCUUUCAAAAAAUCGAAAAACAAACUUGCUUUUGAAAAGUUCUUUGAAAAAAGUUACCCCCUAUAGGAACCACUCUGAAGCUCCUAAGUAGUACCUUUCUUUUGAAAAAUCAUUAAAUGUUUGAUUUUGUAUUGAAAACUUGUUUAUCACACGGUUUUCCUUAUUAUCUUUGAAUAAGGCCCUUUGUUUUUUCCUUUUCUUUUUACUCUGAGAAGGUUUUUUUCAGAUUAUUCAUCACUAUGGCCACGGCGGCAACGGCUUCACCCUCGGCUGGGGUACGGCGAAAAAAGCCACGAAACUCUUACUUGAUUCCCUUGACCGAUCAUCAACCGUAAAUCGUAUCAAACUUCCUUCAAAGCUAUGA
Molecule: messenger RNA, 2750 nt
Organism: Caenorhabditis auriculariae
Lineage: Eukaryota; Metazoa; Nematoda; Chromadorea; Rhabditida; Rhabditidae
Source: the annotation of a GenBank genome assembly